Molecule: messenger RNA, 1158 nt
Organism: Tetrahymena thermophila SB210
Lineage: Eukaryota; Ciliophora; Oligohymenophorea; Hymenostomatida; Tetrahymenidae
Product: Serine/Threonine kinase domain protein
Exons: 5
Biological process (GO): protein phosphorylation
Molecular function (GO): ATP binding; protein kinase activity
Source: RefSeq, a predicted model, not a curated record
AUGGGAUCUUCUGCUACUAAGAAUAAAGCCAUUUAACUUAAUACACCUACUUAAAAGACCCCAUCGGAGAGAUGGAUUAAACUGAAUGAAAGAAAAAUGAAUUUUCAAGAAAUGACUGAGCUUGGCAAAAAAAUAAAUGAGCCUUUAGACUAGAUAGAAAAUGCAGUCAAAUAUAUAGAAAAACAAGGAAUUAUAAUUGAAAAUGGGCUCCUUGGAUCUGGAGCAGGCGGGUUCAUCUUAAAGGCAUGCAGCGAGUGGAAUGACCAUCUUGCUGUAAAAUUUAUGAAAUAUUCUAACCUUGAGUAAUUCAAAAUUAACAAGAGAGAAUAUGAUAUCUUAAAAAAACUUAGCUCUAGAUAUGUCACUAAAGUUUAUUCAUACUUCAUAGAAUCUUACGAGUCAAACGGAUAUUAAUUUAUUGUCAUGGAAAGAUGCUUAUAUGAUUUAAAGAAUUAUAUUGCCAAAAAAAUUACUUCAAAAAAGUUUCUCAGCCACUAACAUUUGUAUUAUCUAUGUCUACAGCUUUCCAAAGGAUUGCAGGAACUUCACUAAAAAAAUAUUAUUCACCUUGAUAUAAAACCUGCCAACUUACUUCUAGGCUUAGAUUUAAAAUGGAAGUACGCAGAUUUAGGUAUCUCCAAGGUAGUAUCAGAGUAAAAACAACACACUAAUAACUUAAUAGGACUUACAGCCGUUUAUUCUUCUCCUGAAUAGUAUUAGCUCGCGACUACUAGUGCUAAUCGCAAAGUCACAAAAUCUAGCGAUAUUUAUAGUCUAGGAGUAGUUUUUUUACAGCUGACUGGAGUAGAUGUCACAUAGAAAUGGAUUAUAAAAGAAAAGAUUUCAACACGUAAUUAUGAUAGGUGUCUGAAUCCUUACUAUGAAGAGUUCAAUAAUUGCAUUAUAAAAAAAAUGAUGUAAUACUAAGCAAAUGAAAGAUUAUAAAUUGAAGAGGUGAUUGAUGUUUUGAAAAGACUUUUAAAAACUAAAAAUGAAGAGAUCUCCAAGCCUAAAAAUUCAGAUAAUUAAAUUAAACAAAAUACACUAGAACAACAAGAAAUAAAAAAAUAAUAUCUAAAAAAUCUAUUACUAAAAAAAUUUAUUUCAAAAUCAGGUUAUACAUAGUAAAUUAGUACUUAGUAUAAUAUUUAUUAAUGA